Molecule: messenger RNA, 388 nt
Organism: Pimephales promelas (fathead minnow)
Lineage: Eukaryota; Metazoa; Chordata; Actinopteri; Cypriniformes; Leuciscidae
Gene: uts2b
Product: urotensin 2, beta
Biological process (GO): regulation of blood pressure; blood vessel diameter maintenance
Cellular component (GO): extracellular region
Molecular function (GO): hormone activity
Source: RefSeq, a predicted model, not a curated record
AUGAUGUGUAAACUGUUUCUGUUUUUUGCCUUGCUUCUCACCGUCCUGGAGCCUCUACUGGGGCAUCCGGUGGUCCAUCCGGCAGAGAUGAGCUUCACCAGGCCUGUUCUUGUAGAAGAGGAGCAGGCGGUCAGUCCAGAAGACCUGAGUUACUCGGAACAAGCGUAUCUGUCCCAGGGUGCCGCGGGAUUCGGUUACCCGUCCCUCAUCACCGGAGACAUCAGCAGUGAUGGCCUCAGAACAGCUGGAUUUGUCCCGAGUCAAGCUGUAAAAGACGUCUUGCUGGAAAAGCAGUUGUUGAAUCCUCUGAGUCGUUUCCUGGGCGGCAGAAAGCAGAACCGCAAGCGAGGCAGUAACACUGAGUGUUUCUGGAAAUACUGUGUCUGAA